AUGGUUUGCGAAAUUUGUGCUUGCGACACUUCUGUCGACUCGGUCAUGUGGACGUGUGCAGGUUGCCCAAGAAUGUUCCACGCUACCUGCAUUGGGCUCAACCCUAACAUUAGCAUCAACGACGUCAUUCGGGUCGGUGGACGACUCGAAAACUCCAAGGUCUCUGACGAUACCAAACACCCAAUCAUCAUUUCCGGCAAGCAUCCGCUGGCCACGCUGCUGGCCAACCAUUACCAUCGAUCGCUACUGCAUGCUGGACCACAGCUGAUGAUGUGCACCAUUCGCCAGAAAUUCUGGAUUCUUGGCGGUCGGGAUCUCCUUCGUCAGGUGUACCACCAAUGUCACACCUGCUUCCGACGAAAGUCAGUCCUUGUGCAACAAACAACCGCCGAUUUACCAACCUCACGAGUAACUCGAUCCCAUCCGUUCUCUGUAUCGGGAGUAGACUACUGCGGUCCGAUCUACCUGAAGGGAGCACACCGCAAGGCAGGACCGGUGAAGGCAUACAUCGCCAUUUUUGUAUGUUUCUCCACCCGAGCGGUCCACAUAGAACUUGUCCACGAACUUUCGACGGCAGCAUUCCUUGCUGCACUCCGAAGAUUUGUUGCUCGUCGUGGUAUGGUCUCAGAGUUGCAUUCGGAUAACGCGACCAACUACAAGGGAGCUGCAAACGAGCUCAACCAAGUGUACCGAAUGCUCAAGACAAACGAACAAGACCGCAAGCUCAUCUUCAACUGGUGCACCAAUAGCAACAUCGAAUGGAACUAG
Messenger RNA from Ochlerotatus camptorhynchus, 768 nucleotides. RefSeq lists its product as uncharacterized. The record is from RefSeq and is a predicted model, not a curated record. Lineage: Eukaryota; Metazoa; Arthropoda; Insecta; Diptera; Culicidae. Gene Ontology annotation, molecular function: nucleic acid binding. The transcript has 2 exons. The coding region runs from base 1 to 768 and encodes 255 amino acids.